This is a messenger RNA of Rangifer tarandus platyrhynchus (Svalbard reindeer), 1575 nucleotides long. Lineage: Eukaryota; Metazoa; Chordata; Mammalia; Artiodactyla; Cervidae. The record is from the annotation of a GenBank genome assembly.
AUGAGCCGCCAGUUGAACCUCUACCCCGGUGGGGAGCGCCUGGCCUUCAGCGGCUGCUCUGCCAUCAUCUCCAGCCGGGUCAGCAGCAGCACCGCCUCAUUCCGGGCCAGCGGCGUCAAGGGCACUGCCACCUUCGGCAGCAGGAGCCUCUUCAACUGCGGGGGCGGCCGGCGCCUGGCCCUGAGCUCCUCGGCCGGGCGGGGCAGCUCCACGCUGGGUCCCUGCGCAGCCACGGGUGGUGGCCGCCGGGGAGGCUUCGUGGGCACCGUCUUCGGCAGCGCGGGGCUAGGGCCCGCGUGUCCGUCCGUGUGCCCGCCGGGCGGCAUCCCUCAGGUCACCGUCAACAAAAGCCUCCUGUCCCCCCUCAACGUGGAGCUGGACCCAGAGAUCCAGAAAGUGCGCGCCCAGGAGCGGGAGCAGAUCAAGGCUCUGAACAACAAGUUCGCCUCCUUCAUUGACAAGGUGAGGUUCCUGGAGCAGCAGAACCAGGUGCUGGGGACCAAGUGGGAAUUGCUGCAGCAGCUGGACCUGAACAACUGUAAGAACAACCUGGAGCCCAUCCUCGAGGGCUACACUAGCAACCUGCGGAAGCAGCUGGAGACGCUGUCCGGGGACCGGGUGAGGCUGGACUCAGAGCUGAGGAGCAUGCGUGAUGUGGUGGAGGACUACAAGAAGAGGUACGAGGUGGAGAUUAACAGACGCACAGCUGCUGAGAAUGAGUUUGUGAUGCUCAAGAAGGACGUGGAUGCCGCCUACAUGAACAAGGUCGAGCUCCAGGCCAAAGUGGACUCCUUGACAGAUGAGAUCAAGUUCUUGAAGUGCCUCUAUGAAGGGGAGAUUGCUCAGAUGCAGUCCCACAUCAGUGACACAUCCGUCAUCCUGUCCAUGGACAACAACCGCGACCUAGACCUGGACAGCAUCAUCGCGCAGGUCCGCACCCAGUACGAGGAGAUCGCCCUGAAGAGCAAGGCCGAGGCCGAGGCGCUGUACCAGACCAAGAUCCAGGAGCUGCAAGCCACAGCGGGCCAGCACGGGGAUGACCUCAAACUCACCAAGGCUGAGAUCUCAGAUCUCAACCGGAUGAUCCAGAGGAUCCGCUCGGAGAUUGGGAACGUGAAGAAGCAGUGCUCCAACCUGGAGAUGGCUAUCGCUGAUGCUGAGCAGCGGGGUGACUGUGCCCUGAAGGACGCCCGGGCCAAGCUGGAUGAGCUGGAGGCCGCCCUGCUCCAGGCCAAGGAGGAGCUGGCCAGGAUGCUGCGUGAGUACCAGGAGCUGAUGAGCACCAAGCUGGCCCUGGACAUCGAGAUCGCCACCUACCGCAAGCUGCUGGAGGGCGAGGAGUGCAGGAUGUCUGGUGAAUAUCCAAAUUCCGUGAGCAUCUCCGUCAUCAGCAACACCAGCGCUGGGGCAGGAGGCACUGGCUUCAGCAUGGGCUUUGGUGCCUCGAGCAGUUACAGCUAUAAAUCCUCAGCGGUGGAUGUCAAAACCAAAGGCAGCUGUGGAGGCAGCGAGCUCAAGGAUGCUUCUGCCAAAACCUCAGGCAGUAGCUGUGCAACCAAAAAGGCCUCGAGAUGA